Esox lucius (northern pike) is the source of this 1458-nucleotide messenger RNA. RefSeq names its product elastin. The record is from RefSeq and is a predicted model, not a curated record. The transcript has 8 exons. The coding region runs from base 204 to 845 and encodes 213 amino acids. Lineage: Eukaryota; Metazoa; Chordata; Actinopteri; Esociformes; Esocidae.
UCUCUUCAUAAGACUAAAGCUAGGAAGAACAUGUUAUCUUCAGCAGUGCCUUUGUCAGCUGAAUAACUGCCAUCAUCCACAAAGGUAUGAUGGUACCUACAUGCUAUUCAACAACAUUUUGAGGACAAUGGGUUAUUUCUUCUGUCAGUUAUAGGUUUUAAACUUUUGCAUGUUUUUGGGAUUUUCUUUUUUCCUAGAGAAACAUGUUUUGCAUGCUAUGGAUCAUCUUUCCGACGAUGGCUCUCCUGGUGGAGGCUGGAAAGCAGUCAGCUAGUGGUGAGGCUGCUGCAGACAAGGGAGGAGGUAUGAACGGAGGCAUGGGCGGCAUGGCUGGCAUGGCUGGCAUGGCUGGUAAUGCUGCCAUGCAGCCAGGGAUUAUGAAUGGGCUUGUCCUAAAUGGGCAACCCUUUCUGGCACAGUUGGUACCAGUUGGAGGAUCAUUACUGCAGCCGGGCAUUGGUCAGGCUGGUGGACCCCAGCUUUUACCCAUCGGUGCUCUUCAGCAGGGAGGGGCAACUGUUGUAGAACAGGCAGGAGCAGCCGGUGGCAUACCACUACAGCAACUUUCUCAACUGCCCAAUGGGGCUGUGCCGUUAUUUGCAGUAGUGCCACAAGCAAAUGGUGUCGGAGGCCCCGGAGCGCCAAUGUUGAUGCAGAUUAUUCCUGUGGGUGGAGGAAACAACCCUCAGCAGCCAGCAGCUGCAGGGCAGGCAGGCAAAGCUCGAGUCAAGCAUUCAGUCCCUUUUCGUGGAAGUCCAACAUCAACGGGAACGGAUCCUCCACUGGUGACUGUUGGAGAGGUGGAAGAAUCAUCUGGGUCUGAUUCACCAGUAAUUUUGAAGUGAAGCUCAGCAUCUGAUAUCUGGACAACAUGCUCCCUACACUACCAUUCUUACUUUCCCAAAAUUCACAUAUCUUUUUGAAAACAGGAAUUUUGGACAGCUGGGAACAUACGGAAAGGUUACCAGCUUCUUUCAACUCAAAUUCGAUUUAUAGUGCUACAGUUUCAGAUGUCUGUGUAUGGUCAAACUACAGAUUACAGAUAUUACCUCAAGAAGCGGAGGGUUAAAAACCCAACGCCGUCUCAACAAUUUAAUCCUUGCUAUAUUUCUCUGUGUGUCGUAUUUCAAAAUCUAUUUUUUAUCUCUUAUCUCUUAAUAAACCUAUACAGUAUGAAAGAAAAACCUAAUUCCUCUUUGGACAAAGACUACAACUGGAAUUCCCAAUUUGCUGGAAAUUAUGUUAUGACAGCUGAUGUAGCUCAUCUUUCUUCAUGUUCUGAGACUGCAAUACAUUUUUUCAUUCAUUCAUUCUCCACUACUGUUCACAUGUCAUUUACCAUUAAAAAAUAAACAAGAACAUAAACAUAGAAAUGUGUUGUAUACUGCAUCAAGCAGGGAGUCAGUCAUAUCGAAUAUUGUGUUUAAAUGUCAGUAAACUCUUUAUACAAUGACACCA